GUCACCCUAAUGCGCCUGCUGGACAAGAUUUCUUUAGGUCGGCGAAAGCAGCGUCUUGUGGAGAUUAAGUCCGUAUUUUCACUCGAAGAAAAAGGGAUUGCGAUGGCCGUCGAAUCGAGAGUUACUCAGGAGGAAAUCAAGAAAGAGCCAGAGAAGCCAGUUGAUAGAGAAAAGACAUGUCCGCUGCUGCUUAGAGUUUUCACCACAAAUAAUGGCAGGCAUCACCGAAUGGAUGAGUUUGCCCGGGGAAAUGUACCGUCGAGCGAGCUUCAGAUUUACACUUGGAUGGACGCCACCCUGAAAGAGCUGACCAGCCUGGUGAAGGAGGUUUAUCCUGAGGCUCGAAAAAAAGGCACGCAUUUCGGCUUUGCCAUUGUGUACCCAGACCCCAAGCGGCAAGGCUACAGAGUAAAAGACAUUGGGAACACAAUAUCAGGCCGUAAGGGUGCAGAUGACUCCAUGACCCUGCAGUCUCAGCGCUUUCAGAUAGGAGACUACCUGGACAUCGCCAUCACUCCUCCAAACCGUGCUCCGCCUUUGCAAGGCCGCAUGAGACCCUACUGACCCUCUCCACACUAGAACCCUGGGUGCCUGCACAGUCUUGUCUACAUGAUUACAUUUUGUUGUUGUCAGUUUCUUCACAGAUUUUUUUUUUAAUUUUUUUUUUAUCACAUUCAUUGGCUUUGAGUUUAAGACUUAACACCACCAUGUACACUUAUUGAUGAAUAAAGUUGUUUUUCCCUAGA
Molecule: messenger RNA, 746 nt
Organism: Colossoma macropomum (tambaqui)
Lineage: Eukaryota; Metazoa; Chordata; Actinopteri; Characiformes; Serrasalmidae
Gene: sap18
Product: Sin3A-associated protein
Exons: 4
Coding region: 10-564 (184 amino acids)
Biological process (GO): negative regulation of DNA-templated transcription
Cellular component (GO): nucleus
Molecular function (GO): transcription corepressor activity; transcription factor binding
Source: RefSeq, a predicted model, not a curated record